This is a messenger RNA of Leptomonas pyrrhocoris, 373 nucleotides long. RefSeq lists its product as hypothetical. The transcript has a single exon. NCBI's taxonomy places the organism in Eukaryota, Euglenozoa, Kinetoplastea, Trypanosomatida, Trypanosomatidae. The coding region runs from base 65 to 373 and encodes 102 amino acids. The record is from RefSeq and is a predicted model, not a curated record.
GCACAUACAUAGCGACAGAACCAAAAAGUAUUAGAACGGCUCCCCCAAAAAAACUAGCUAUUUGAUGAUGCACACGGACGUUGUGAGCUGCAGUCCUCCGCCGUUUGUAACCGGUGAGGCGUCCUCUGCGCGGCGGCUGCCACCGUCUCACAUGCCGGUGCCCGUCGAUCCAGUCACCUCUCUGCAGCACCUCGAGGAGGACGUACAGCGCGACGUGACAGCUGCACAGCAACGUUCAAGACUACUUCAAGAAGAGGUGGACUCACUGCUCGCUCGCAUCGCAGAAGCACAGGAGUCGUCGGCAGCCGAGCAGGGUGACAACGAUCCUGUUGCGCAACGCGUGGAGGCGAUUCGCCGCCGUCGGCAAGAAUAA